CACCGAUCGUGAACACUCGCUGUGCUGCUAUAAAGCCAGGUCUAAAAAGUAGCAAAGGAGCGCUCGUAACGGUUGCUGCUUAUAUACACACUAGCAGGGAGAACUUGUCGGGACGAGAGCAAGCAGACGAUUAUGAUCCGAGUUAGUCCGUUGCCGAUGCUUGGUGGUGGCACGUCGAGUCUUUCCGUUCUUGCCACUUGUGGUUCUUCCAUCGCGAGUAGUGCAACCGUGCAGGGCGGACCGCAACCGACAACGUGAAUUAUUCGCGAUACGUCGUGUUUCGUGUUUCGAAAUAAUAUUUGAGCACCCGAGAUAACGUGUGGAAUCACUCGUUUCCGCCCGUAUCAUUUCCUGGCUGAUGCAGAACGAUCCGUUCGGCUCCGCGUAAUGACAGCCACCAGCUGAAGGUAAAUUGCUCUCGAGAACCACGGUGCGGGAUAAUCGUCAUGGACCUUACUUCAGAAAGCAACGGAAAUGGAACCGGUAAUGGCGUCCACAGGGGCACGAAAGGUGACCUCGACAAUGGCAACGACACCGCAUGUAUGUCGUAUCUUUCGAAACUGGCUGCGAUGGACAUUGAAUUCAACGAUGUGACAUAUUCAGUGAACACUGGUUCAAAAAAAACAACGAUGCUUCUGGGGGGACUUAGCGGGCAGUUUAAGUCGGGUCAACUGACGGCGAUUAUGGGUCCUUCCGGUGCCGGAAAAUCGACGCUACUUAAUGUUCUCGCAGGAUACAAAUGCACAGACAUAGGUGGCUCGAUAAGUAUCAAUGGACAACUGCGGGACAUGCAGGAGUACAAGAAGAUGUCGUGUUAUAUCAUGCAAGAGAGUAUCACACAACCAAAUCUUACUGUUUUCGAGGCGAUGUCUUUCGCCGCUGACUUAAAGAUCGGUAAAAGGAAAUCGAAAUCUCAGAAACGCGCUAUUAUAGAUGAGAUUCUAAGUAUUCUUAGAUUAACCAAAACAAGAAAUGCGAUCACGAACAACCUCUCGGGUGGUGAAAAAAAGAGAUUGACCAUUGCACUCGAGCUCGUGAAUAAUCCGCCUAUUAUUUUUCUCGAUGAACCAACUACUGGACUGGAUGAGGUCUCCGCUGCCCUGUGUGUUGAUGUUCUCCAGAAGCUGGCACAUUUUGGACGGACUGUUGUGUGUUCGGUGCAUACGCCUAGCGCAAGCGUAUUUCAGAAAAUUGAUCACGUCUAUAUUGUGGCGAAAGGACAAUGCGUUUACCGGGACACCGUAAGCAACAUGGUGCCGUUUGUGCAAAACAUGGGCUUAGAAUGCCCGAGUCAUUACAAUCCGGCGGACUUCAUAAUAGAAAUCUCAUCUGGCGAAUAUGGUUUCGAUAUGGUCCAUCAGAUGAUUGAGAGCGUAAACACGAAUCUACCCCUGCUUCCGAUUUUGCGAUCAAAGAACGAAUUUAAAUUCGACAGGAAGACUUUUAAAAUCUCACGGAUAUAUCAAUUCAACACGCUAGUAAAGAGAAUGUUACUGCAGCUCUAUCGAAAUAGAGUUACUGUGUACCUGAACAUAUGGCUACACUUGUUUAUGGGAAUAACCAUCGGUGCAUUAUUUUUUAAUUUAGGCAACGACGGCUCCAAAUACAAGGCCCUUUAUAAUGUUGGCUUUUGCAUAGUAUGCAUGGUGAUAUUUUCAUAUUUUCCUCUGCUACCGGUGCUGUUAAAGUUUCCUACGGAAAUUCAAACCAUGAAACGGGAAUAUUUUAACGGAUGGUACGAUUUUAGCGCGUAUUAUUGGGCUAUAGCAGUAAUCGGUAUACCUUUUCAGAUAUUCUACACAGCUAUAAUUAUCUCAAUAGCAUACUUUGCCACGGGGCAGCCUCUGGAAUUGCAGAGAUGCUUCAUGUUUUUCAGCGUUUGCUGUAUGUGUGCUUUCAUCGCGGAAAGCAUAGGACAAAACAUUGCCAGCAUAUUUAAUACAGUAAAUGGUCUGUUUACCGGAUCCGUAUUAUUUUGUCCUUUGUUGCUACUCGCGGUGCAAGACAUCAGCGAGUCAAUCACUCCAGUAUCAAUUCACCGGGCGAUUUUUACACAUACAAGUUAUAUCCGGCAUGGUUUUGAGGCUAUCACACUGGCUCUGUAUGGUUAUGACAGAAAGAAACUAUUUUGCCCCUUAGAAGAAAUUUACUGUCAUUACAGAACGCCUCAGACAAUCCUAAAAAUUAUAGGUAUGGGAAAUCUCGAUUUCUGGAUAAAUAUGCUCUGCCUUUUCAUCGUCUUAUUAUUUUCUAAAGGGAUCACGUAUUGUUUUCUGAGGCACAGGGUGCAACCAAACAAAACUUUCCAAAUGAUCCAAUUCAUAAGAAAAUUAGUCAAGCACUAUUUCAAUCUGUGAUUUUAGUACAUUCAAUUUUCACUCAUAUUAUGGUGUGACGACAUAUCCCUUACGGAAAUGUAACAACUGGAAAUGUGAAAAACACUGAACAAUUAUUAGAGUUCAGUAAUUGAAUUAUUAGAAAUUUUUAAGUACAGUAAUUUUCUACAAUAGUAGUUAUUUCGCUUACAUUUUUAUGAGGGAACCAUCGCUUGAUGCUCUCUAAAUAAAACGCAUUCGCGUGAACUUGAAUUAUUUUUGCGAUAAAAGUACAAAGUUGUUAACAAUAUGUUGAAAACGUGAUAUUAUUAUAACUAAAAUAAUUAUAACUAAAAUAGAAAAGAAAGUAGAAUAAUAGUAGAA
Messenger RNA from Vollenhovia emeryi, 2699 nucleotides. RefSeq names its product ATP-binding cassette sub-family G member 1-like. The transcript is spliced from 12 exons. Gene Ontology annotation, cellular component: plasma membrane. NCBI's taxonomy places the organism in Eukaryota, Metazoa, Arthropoda, Insecta, Hymenoptera, Formicidae. The record is from RefSeq and is a predicted model, not a curated record. The coding region runs from base 447 to 2357 and encodes 636 amino acids. Gene Ontology annotation, molecular function: ATP hydrolysis activity; ABC-type transporter activity; ATP binding.